Molecule: messenger RNA, 1256 nt
Organism: Paramecium octaurelia
Lineage: Eukaryota; Ciliophora; Oligohymenophorea; Peniculida; Parameciidae
Source: the annotation of a GenBank genome assembly
AUGGGAAAUUAAUAAGGAUCAGAUUUUGGAGGGGUAUAUAUCAGAACCGAUAAACCUUUCUAUUUCGCAGGAGAAAUCAUUACAGGUAUGGAGUAUCUCAUACAUUAACCUAGGAAACAUCUAUCUCAAUAUAUACAGGGACGGAUAUCCUGGCGGCGUAGUAUUAUUGAAAGUAUCUGGAAAAGAAAAAUGUAAUUGGACGGAAAGUCGAACCCGUAGUACUACUGGCCCUGAUGGUAAGCCAAAGCAAACCACAGAAUAUAUUACCUAUUCAGGUUAAACAUAAUUUUAUUAACAUCGUGUGGCUAUUUGGACCUUUAACACUCCCUGUUUACCUGUUGGGUAGUAUACCUUUCCUUUUCAAUUUUAACUGUUGGCUCAUUUACCAGGAUCUUAUUUUGAGAAGGGAUCCAGCUAUUUAGCUAAAAUUUCUUAUAGUGUCAAAGCUGAAAUUGAAUCUUACAACAAAUCAUAUAAAAGCAUCUAACAUUCAUAACCACUUGUUGUUAGAGAACCACUGAAGUAGAAUAUGGCUGCAUUGAUGGGGGAGAUGGAAGUAAAAGCAUCUACUUGGUGUUGCAUCGACUAAGGAGUAAUUAUCUAAAAUUAUCAUUAGACUUCACAUAUAAAAUGUGUGUUUGAUAAAAAUCAUUAUCUUCCUGGUGACACUGCUUACUUAUGGGCUGAUUUAGAUAAUUCUAAUUGCAAGUUGGACGUCACAAGAAUAGAAGCUCGAUUAAUUAAUUACCUAACCUUAAGGGAUAGAACAGGAAGGGAAAAACUUCUAACAAGAACUAUUGUUUCAUAAUAAAUUCAAGGAAUCAAAGCAGGAGAAAGAGCAGUCGAAAAUGAAAGGAAAUAAAUCUAACUUAUUUUACACAAUAAGAGUUCUCAAGAUGGUAUUCGUCCUUCAUCUAAUGGACAGUUAGUUAGAUCUGUCUACAGAUUAGAAAUUUAAGCAGUUCUAGCUGGUAAAUUCAAAUUGUUUCUAUAGUUUAGGUUGUACUUGUUGUAGCAAGCAUCCUAAAGUAAAUGUCCCAAUUGAAAUCGUUGCACCAGUCCCUUAAAUUUAUAACUAACCAAUAGUUUAACCUUCUAAUUGGAAUCCUUAGGUUUUCCAACCUUAAAUUGUAUAAUUUACAGACAGUACCAUGUAUUUGAAGGAUCAGACCUAAUAAUCAAAUUACAAUUAUCCAUAAGUUCCACAACCACCACCUCCUAAUCAAUUUGGAUAAAUGUAGUAACCAAUGAGUUGA